Messenger RNA from Neocloeon triangulifer, 1801 nucleotides. RefSeq names its product tRNA pseudouridine(38/39) synthase. The coding region runs from base 75 to 1406 and encodes 443 amino acids. NCBI's taxonomy places the organism in Eukaryota, Metazoa, Arthropoda, Insecta, Ephemeroptera, Baetidae. The record is from RefSeq and is a predicted model, not a curated record. Gene Ontology annotation, cellular component: nucleus; cytoplasm. Gene Ontology annotation, biological process: tRNA pseudouridine synthesis; mRNA pseudouridine synthesis. Gene Ontology annotation, molecular function: RNA binding; pseudouridine synthase activity. The transcript has 7 exons.
AAACAAAACAAUCUAUCAUGUGUUGUGAUUGUUUAAUCUUCAUCUAAAGCUUUUUACCAUUCUGGCUUCUGGCCAUGAUGUCAGCGGGUAAAAAGGCACCAGAGUUUGUCGUCGAUCGGAAGCGUUCAAAGAAUCGAAUAACGGGGUCGACACCUCUUAAAGAAUUGCAAGAGUUCUCCAAGGAAGAACUGAUAGCCAGGAUUCAACAGUUGGAGGCGCACACUUUCCAGCUGAAAAAUAUUAUUAGGAAAAGCGGAAAUAAAGAGGAAGAACCAUUAAAUCAAGAAGAUGGUAAAAAACAAUCAACGUCCGUCAGGAAAAAUGCAGGAAGACAGUUCGACUUCACCAAAUGCACGAAAAGAAGGAUUUUGAUCAAGCUGCUGUACCUCGGCUGGGACCUGGAUGGCUACGCAGUCCAGGACAACUCAGCCAACACGGUCGAGCAUCAUCUCUUCAACGCCCUGACCAAGUCGUGCCUCAUCGAGAAUCGCCAAAGCAGCAAUUACCAUCGGUGCGGACGAACCGACAAGGGUGUCAGCGCCUUUUCUCAGGUCAUCUCGAUUGAUGUCCGCAGCAGUGGCAACGCUUCAGGUGAGCUGCCCUACUGCAAAAUGCUCAACAGGUUGUUGCCCGAUGAAAUCCGAGCCCUGUGCUGGGCGCCGGCGCCGUCCAGCGAAUUCUCAGCUCGCUUCGACUGCACCCGCAGGAAGUACAGAUACUUCUUCCCCAGAGGCUGUUUGGACCUGCAAGCGAUGGCUGCAGCCGCCGCUCUUUUACUCGGAGGGCACGACUUCAGGAACUUCUGCAAAAUGGACGUUGGGAAUGGCGUUGUCGACUACAAAAGGUCCGUUUUCCAGGCAGAGGUCAAAGUCGCCAAUCAAAUUAAUCCGCAGGUCGAGGGCCCUUUCGAUCUGUGCGAGUUGGUGAUCGAGGGCAAAGCAUUCCUCUGGCACCAGAUCCGUUGCAUCGUCUCAGUUCUCCUGCUGGUCGGAGAGGGCAAAGAGGAUGCGUCGAUAGUUUCGCAACUGCUCGACCCUGAGAAACCCAAACCCCAGUACCCUUUGGCCGUGGACUUUCCUCUGGUGCUCUUUCAGUGCGACUACGAGCACGACCUGCACUGGCAGUUUGAGCAAGAGGAACUCACUAGGGUGGUGCUCAAGAUGCAAAGCAUGUGGGCAUCGAAUGCAAUCAAAUCGGCAAUGAUUAAGGAAAUGGUUUGCUGUUUGGAGGAGAAACUGGAAGUUGCCGUCAAAGGACAGGCAGAUGCUCUAGUGAUGGGUGUCAAACCCAAAGUUUACCAACCUUUGCUCAAAAGAAAUACAUGUUCGUCUUUGGAGAGCAAAAUUGACCACUAUGUUAAAAGAAGGAAGUUGAAAAAAAGUGAAGAAAAACAAAAUGACAAUUAGGAAAUGAAAUAAAUAAUGUGUAGGUUAAAAUGACCUUUAUUAAUUACACUUUGAGACAAGUCAUUCGAUCAUCGUUUCAUUUGCUCACACAGAUUAUCAUUAAUUGUUAAUAAUUAUACACAUUCAUAUGUACCCGCACUUAAAAUUCUUGAGUGCUCGUCUCCGGCUCGUAUUUUUCGUGUGCAAAUUUGAGCCGAGAACAAUUUAAUUUACAAAUUUGAGCGCACUUUCCGGCCUAUCACGAACAUUUCUUAACACAAUCCGACAGCAGAUUGCGAUUAUUUUAGUAGCUCCAUGGACAAAAAUGCAGCAGUAGCUUUUAGUUAACUUGGCUCUUUCUCACAGUAAAAAUUAGGCAACAACAACAAUUAAUUAUUUAAAAAAAAAAAGGGAAA